AUUCCAAACCUGUAGGUGGCGUAAGUGAAACUCAAGCCAGUUUCCCGCUCACGCGUAGCACAAAAGGAAGAAGAAGCAAGCUAACAGAACGGGGAGGUGCGGGUGCUAAGCUAACAUCUGUGUACUUGCACAACUUCAGCAACAAGAGCGACGUUAUGGAUUCGCCUCUACAGUCCAACAAGCAAAACCCCAACAAAGACGGAAAGCGCGGCCAGACUCGGACGAGCACGCCACCUCAAAAAGAUGCCUACGCCAAACUUCUCAGUCAGCACAGCAGUAAAAAAUUUAACCUCUAUCUAGAACAAUAUGCGAAAGAGAGGUCGAGUUUGCCAAGCACAUCAGCGACAUCUCAAACUGAAAGGCUCAACAUACCUCAGCGAAGAAACGAAAUGGCUCAAGAUUUCUCAGAUUCAAGUGACUUCUCGCCGUCCUCCAUGAAAGGCGGAGGAGAAAGCUCACUUUCUUUGUACAUGGAGAAGCUAAACAUCCAAAACUCAAAGCAAGACAGACCAAUAAAGCAAGGUGUAUUUGACAAACGGCAGGGGCAGAGAAGAGACACUACCACCAGCAUUGAUGGAGAUAUUGAGUCAGGGGAGGAGUUAAGUGCUGUGCUGGCAUGUGAGUCAAAAAUUCAAAAGAAAAACAAGGAGGCCAAACAGGAUUUAGAGAAUAAGGAAAUGCCUGUCGAGAAGGAUCGCACUCGCUCUCCCGACCAAGAGAAAAGCAAAAAGAAAAGGAACAGGAAGAAGAGCUCUACACAACAGGCAGAAGAGGAGCAAGUUGGAAUUCUGAAAUCGGAUGUGGAUGCUGAGAUGGCAAGGUCCAUGUCCCCUCGUGAUAAAAACAAACUUCAGCAACCACGAACCUCGACCAGCAGUUCUCCAGCAAUCCGAAACAAGAACCAAGGAGGCAAGGGACCUAAGAAGCAAGUGUAUGAGCCGUACAUGAGUUUGGAGGAGGUUUCCCAUGGCCUUAAAAGAGGAGAACUCAUCCAGGGACAGUUACGGAUCAACCCCAAAAAGUAUCAGGAAGCUUUCAUCCCAUCGCCUGACAACACGUGGGAUAUAUUCCUGGAUGGGUGUGUAGCUCGGAAUAGAGCUCUCAAUGGAGACAUAGUCGUGGUUCAGGUCCUACCACAGGAUCAGUGGAAGGUGGUGAAGUCCGACACUGAUUGUGAAGCCGCCAGCGAGCCAGAGUCCCAGAGAGAAAAUGUGGGCCAAAAGACUCGCUCUGAUGUGGUUGUUGAAGACCAGGGUUGUGACCGGAAGGAACUUCCAGAAAACAACUGUGCACUGCCCAAUGGGGGAAUCCUCCAGAAAACUGCUAAAGUGGUGUAUAUUGUUGAGAAGCAACACUCGAGAGCUGCAACAGGCUUCCUGAAGUUCCUCCCUGACAAGCCAUUUGCUAUGUUUUCCCCCGUUGACCACCGUGUACCACGGAUAAAUGUUCCCCUGAGUGACUGUCCCGAAGACUUCCGGACCCGCUCAGCCGACUAUGCUAACACCUUGUUUAUAUGCCGGAUUACUAACUGGGCUGCAGAUAGCAACUUUGCAGAGGGUCAACUGGCGAAGACACUUGGUCAAGCAGGAGAGAUCGAGCCCGAGACUGAGGGAAUUCUGAUGGAGUGCGAUGUUGAUUUUUCUGAGUUCUCUGACGAAGUGUUAGACUGCCUGCCCAAGAAUCUUCCCUGGUCGAUCCCACCGGAGGAGCUGAGCAGAAGGAAAGACCUCAGGAGCGAGUGUAUCUUCUCCAUUGACCCUGCCACUGCCAGAGACCUGGAUGAUGCGCUCUCCUGUAAACUGCUUCCAGACGGUAAUUUCGAGGUGGGCGUCCACAUCGCCGAUGUGACUUAUUUUGUGAAAGAGGGCAGCGCUUUGGACAUGGCUGCCAGCCAACGAGCCACAAGCGUCUACCUGGUUCAGAAAGUGGUCCCCAUGUUGCCACGGCUGCUUUGUGAGGAACUCUGCAGUCUGAACCCUCUCACUGACAGACUCACUUUCUCUGUCAUUUGGAAGCUCACACCUGAGGGGAAGAUUCUGAGCGAGUGGUUUGGCAGGUCUGUAAUCCGCUCCUGUGUGAAGCUGAGCUACGACCACGCUCAAAGCAUGAUUGAUUCUCCAGACAAAAUGUUUGAGGCCGGAGAGCUGCCGCCCAUAGAUCCCGCACACCCCAUCGAUGAGAUCCAUCAGGCUGUGCUGAACCUACACUCCAUUGCCAAGAACCUCAGAGCCCAGCGUUUCUCCGGAGGCGCCCUCCGACUGGACCAGUUGAAGCUGUCUUUCACUUUAGACAAGGAGACAAUGAUGCCUCAAGGCUGCUACGUGUACCACUACAGAGACAGUAACAAGUUGGUGGAGGAGUUCAUGCUUCUGGCCAACAUUGCCACCGCAAGCCACAUUUACAAGAGCUUUCCAGAGCUAGCAUUACUCCGUCGCCACCCGCCCCCAAAAACCAAGAUGGUGGACGAGCUGCAGGAGCUGUGUGACCAGUUGGGCAUUGACAUUGAUUUCUCCUCUGCUGGAGCACUGCAUAAGACUCUCCACACCACUCUUGGUGAUGAUGAAUAUUCAGCUGCCAGAAAAGAUGUCCUCACCCACAUGUGCUCCAGACCCAUGCAGAUGGCACUUUACUUCUGUUCAGGCGCUCUCAAGGAGGAGAAGUUAUUUAAGCAUUAUGCUCUCAAUGUUCCUCUUUACACUCACUUCACAUCACCAAUCAGACGCUACCCUGACAUCAUUGUGCACCGUCUUCUGGCUGCCUCACUGAAAAAAGAACGCAGAGCUAAGUUUGGGUUGUCGUCAGAUGAAGUCCAGAAGCAGGCGUCCUACUGUAAUCAGAAGAAGACUCUGGCCAAGAGAGUGAGUGAACUGAGCUCCGAGUUGUUCUUCGGUGUUUUCGUGAAGGAAUGUGGCCCACUGGAGUCUGAGGCCAUGGUGAUGGGAGUUCUGGAUCAGUCCUUCGAUGUUCUUGUUCUGUCCUAUGGAGUGCAGAAGCGAAUUUACUGCAAGAACGUGCCGGGCCUGAAGACAUUUUAUCAUCGAAAGGUUGGGAAGAAAUCUGAGCUGACGCUUGUUUGGGAGGCACAAGAGCUUGAAGGGGAUCCACAGGAGCAGGUGAUCUCCAUUUUCACGGUGUUGGAGGUGCAACUCCAGGCUGACAGUGGAGGUGCCAAGUCUGGUAAAAUGAGCUCCGUCGCCGUUCUCAAGAGGCCUGAGGGAACUAAAUAACAGGGAAGGUCCCUUCUACGCACAUGGAAGAAUUCACGUUGCACUUUUCUUUGUCGAAGUGUUGUGAUUUUAAAAUGAUUUGUAGUUUAACCAGCUUGUUUAUGAUGGCCAACCAAGUUCAGAGUUUAAGGGUGACAUGGUUUUAUUUUCGACUUUUUGCUUAACCUCAUAAUGACGCUAUUUUUACAGUGUGAAAACCAGUGUUUUUAACUGUUCUGUUGUGUGACAUUUUCAAAUGCUUCACAUUUGCAAUGUACUUGAUGGCAACAUCGAGGCUUGAACAUUUUCGCUGGCAUUGACUCAUGAAUAUUCAAAAAAACAUGUUUACAGAACAGAUGAUGCAUGGAGCAGAAACAGCAGUCAGGAUUCAACAUCUCUUUUAAGAUUGAAAUGUUAUUUUAUGUGAAAUGUGUUAACUGUAGGCUGCUGUGUGAAUAUUUUUCUUUGAUUUGUUCUUUUUUAAAUGCAAAAUAUGGGCAUUACUUGAAUGUGAACUGCUGCUUACAGUCAGAAGUGACCUUGACUUUUGUGUUUCAUAAAGGAAAUUCAAACCAAAACAUGAAAGUUGUUUUAAUAUAAAGAAAGUCACCAACAAGCAUAUAGUGAUACCUCUGGAGCCUUUUAACUGUGCCAUGUAGGACCAUGUAUAGUUUACUUUCUCUCAAAGUAAAUCCCUUCUUAAUGCAUUAUUGUUGCACAGCCAGUGGUACAAGCUUUUUUUUUUUUUUUUUUUUUUUUUUUUUUUAAGUUCCCCCCUUCUCUCUCACCCUAUUGUGCCCAACCAUUCUAGUUUAAUUUAAGGAGGCAAAUAAGGAUUUUAUUUAGAAGGAAUUUGACUAAGAUCAAACUUCCAUUUAGGUCCAUCAAAAAUAUACUCAACUGCAAUGUAAUAAGCAUUUUAAUAAGCAUCUUAGAGGCAUCAUGUUCUGCUCCACACUGUAACAAUCUUUAAUGUUAAAAUAUCUCAAAUGAUUGUGCUUGGGCAUCAAAGUUUUAGAAUUGCGUUCAUGUUGUUGAAGCUGUUCCCAUCUGACCUUAAUUUAUUGCCCGACAUCACCACAGAUGUGGAUGUUUGUCUCUUGGUGAAUAAAGACUUGCAAAC
This is a messenger RNA of Synchiropus splendidus (mandarinfish), 4329 nucleotides long. RefSeq names its product DIS3 like 3'-5' exoribonuclease 2 (gene dis3l2). The record is from RefSeq and is a predicted model, not a curated record. Gene Ontology annotation, biological process: miRNA catabolic process. Gene Ontology annotation, molecular function: 3'-5'-RNA exonuclease activity; RNA binding. The transcript has 21 exons. NCBI's taxonomy places the organism in Eukaryota, Metazoa, Chordata, Actinopteri, Syngnathiformes, Callionymidae. The coding region runs from base 156 to 3227 and encodes 1023 amino acids. Gene Ontology annotation, cellular component: exosome (RNase complex); P-body.